AUGUCUGAUCCAUUUGAAGAUAAUAUCGAAUCUGUCGAGGUUCAUGAGGAGAUCAUUGAGGGAGACUACGUACCGACAGAGGAAGGUGAGACUAUCACUUUCGAAACUGUGUCUGAUGGCAACAACAACAACGCAUGGUCACAACAGCAGGAUCAUAGCAUGUCAUCACCAUCUGGCUCAGCAAACAAUUAUGACUCUAAGCCCAAGACUGUUGAGGUCCCAGCUGCUGUUAGAGAGUUCAACGAGAAGCAUGACAAGGCAUUGGCAGAGAAGAAGAGAGUGUCGGAUGAGAAGAGAAGAAAGAAGCUAGAGGAUGCUCAGAAGUCAUUGGACAACUUCUACGCUGAGCGUGAGUCAAAGAAGAAGACAGCACUCAAGAACAACAGAGACCACAACAAGACAUUGGAGAAUGACAACAUUGCUGCAUCUGCUGGCAAGGAUGACUCUUGGGAGGCUGUUGUCUCUAUGAUUGACCUCACCGCCAAGCCAACCUCUGCCUCAUCGGCCGCUGCAGGAUCAUCAUCUUCUUCGGAGAAGAAGGACAAGAAUGUACCACCACCCAGCAAAGAUACUACCAGAAUGAGAGAGGUACUCCUCCGUUUGAAGAACAAGCCAGUCCACUAG
Messenger RNA from Acytostelium subglobosum LB1, 624 nucleotides. RefSeq lists its product as hypothetical. Gene Ontology annotation, molecular function: clathrin heavy chain binding; structural molecule activity. Gene Ontology annotation, biological process: clathrin-dependent endocytosis; clathrin coat assembly; intracellular protein transport. Gene Ontology annotation, cellular component: clathrin coat of coated pit; plasma membrane; clathrin coat of trans-Golgi network vesicle. The transcript has 2 exons. The record is from RefSeq and is a predicted model, not a curated record. Lineage: Eukaryota; Evosea; Eumycetozoa; Acytosteliales; Acytosteliaceae. Bases 1 to 624 code for a protein of 207 amino acids.